AGUAAAUAAAAAAUCUCGCAGGCGGAACUGAUGCGGUACUUCGGCUACAACGUCGAAGUCCACAAGGUCACCACGGCGGACGGCUACAUCCUAGAAGUGGACAGGAUAUUACCCAACUCGAAGGAUAACAGAACGGAACAGCGGACGCCAAUGCUGCUCGUGCAUGGCCUCCUGGCAAACGCCGUAUCCUGGGUGGCAAACCUACCUUCGCAAAGUCCAGGCUUUCUCUUGGCUGACGACGGAUUUGACGUAUGGCUUUUAAACUCGAGAGGUGUGCCGCAGUCCAACUACCACGUUAAUCUUACCACGAAUGACCCGAAGUUCUGGAAAUGGAGUUUCGAGCAGGUCGGCACGUUUGACAUAGCUGCCACCAUCGACUUCAUCCUGAACGUGACAGGAUUCUCCAAGGUGGGCCUCCUGACCACGUCGCAGGGGACGACAUCGUCGCUGGUGUUAUUGUCGAUGAGACCAGAGUACAACGACAAGGUGAACAUCUUCGUCGGCUAUGCUCCCGUGGGAAACAUCACGUACUUCACCUCGCCGAUAAGGCUGCUCAUUCCGUUCUCUGAAGAAGUCAAGGGGGUCAACGACUUCAUCACGCGUGGUGGGUUCCUGGUGACGAACCCCGUGCAACAAGCAACGCUCGCCACGACUUGCGACAGCGUGAUUCGUGAAAUCUGCUACGCGCCACUGGCCAUCCUUUUCGGAAAGAAUCCCAAACAGCACAACAGCACGAGGGUGCCUGUCUACGUGGCAAACUUACCAGUGGGCUCCUCCAGCCAAAACGUGCUUCACUACGCCCAGGUUUACCGGGCCAAGAAUCUUGUUAGAUUCGAUUACGGAAAGGAGGAGAACAUGGUUAAGUAUGGACAGGCCGACCCACCACCAUAUCCUUUGGAGAAGAUUCGAGUGCCUUUCGCAAUCUAUCAGGGCCUGGGUGACAUUUUCGCCGAUCCUGAAGACGUGGACGACCUAGCGGAGCGGCUACAAGACGUCCUCGUGCUGAAGCAGGUGGUGCCGGAUCCGGAAUUCGGCCACCUCGACUUCAUCUUCGGCUACAAUGCCACUGACAUUCUCCACCGCCACAUGAUAAACCUCGUCUCAAACUACACAUCCACGAGCGCUUGACUGUGCUUCUAGACCUGGUACCGUUCUUUAAAGGUGCGCUUAUAUCUGCGUAUGGAAUCUCUUGUGGCAUAUAUGUGUGCGUAGUCCGUUUGUGUGUAUCUCCGCCUCGAUCGACUGGUUUCAAGUAAACAUUUUGUUUAAAGUGUG
Messenger RNA from Dermacentor andersoni, 1275 nucleotides. Its product is annotated as gastric triacylglycerol lipase-like. Gene Ontology annotation, biological process: lipid metabolic process. Lineage: Eukaryota; Metazoa; Arthropoda; Arachnida; Ixodida; Ixodidae. The record is from RefSeq and is a predicted model, not a curated record. Gene Ontology annotation, molecular function: hydrolase activity, acting on ester bonds.